AUGACGACAACCCAGCCUGGGCCAGAGAGCCAGGCAAGCUCCUCUUCCUCCUCCCUCAAGUCACGCCUCGCCGCCGUCCUCCCCUCCGGCAAACCAUUCCACAUAUACCACGUCUCCACUCCGCCGACGAGAUGCGACGCGCUGUGUUCUCCACCACCAGGCCAGCGCCCCGACCGCACUUACUGCGAGAAGCACUUCCUAGCCGUGUCCAUUGACCGACCUGCUACCGAUUAUGCCUCUGGGCCGACACAGAAAGUUCUCGUGCUAGGCGUGGAGAUAUUCAUCUUCACCACCGCGCGCGCCACGACAAUCUUCGUCGCCAAGGCCGACUCAACGGGAUACCUGCAUCUUCUCAACCUGCCCGCAGGCACACCGAGCCCCAUCCGCCUGAUAUGCGCCACCUUUGUGGGCUUCCUCGUGGAGCACCGACGGCGGCGCGACGUUCAGUUUGUCAUCAGCCUCUUCGCUCGCGCCCAGUCACAGUACCUGUUUCCCGGGAGCGCCGACAACAAAGGCAAGCAUGUACUCGAUGACCGCGGGCUGGUGAAAUGGUGGUGUCGUGUGCUAGACCCUCUCCUCGGCGACACAGUGGGCGGUUAUCUCGUCAUCCCCGGGCUGGACGCCUACGAGACGCGCGCAUUUACACCGUGCGGCCGUAGCAGCAAACGCAGCUGGACUACAGACCGUCACCCUCUGGAGAAGAUAUCGCCAUACACGCGCGAAUUCGACUGGGUGCCGCCCCGCUGCCUGAUCCCGGCCUACCCCGAUGACCCGAAAUCCCGCUUCAGCAGGGAACUCGAUGAGGAAGCCUCUAACACGCGCUCAUUCCGCACGACGGGCUCCUGGAGGAGCGUAGGGAACCUUGCCACGUUCUGGGAAAUGAUGGCCUUCCGACAGGAGUGUUCCAGCGGGCGACUGACAGGCUUCAUUUGGGUGGUAUACGACGACAAGGAACCGAAGCCAGAGUCGGGCCAGCACAACCAGCCCCCCCAGACCCCCAAGAAGCAGCAGAAGCAGCUCACAGACAUAACACCCUCCACCACACCGCGCAAGCUCUUCCCCACCGAAAGGGACAAGAUUGGGACAGAAGACGAAAAGAAGGCGACUGCGGAGAAGGGAAAGAAGAACAAGAAAAAGAAGGGGCAGACAAAGAAGCUGAGUGGAAUCGUCGUCGCCCGUCAGCCCCGCAUCAAGAUCGCCCAGAGGAACUACCUCCUCGACCGCCCCGCCCGCACAGCAUAUUACUCGUGGGGCCCUGCCGGCCGCGGUGACCGCAUCGUCAGCGACACAGACUACAAACGCAUGUCUGAGCUGCUUCUCCACCUGGACUUUAGCUCUAUCGACAAAGCGGCCGGUAGUACGCGCCGCUGGGUCAGCGAGGUGGCACUCGGUUCGCCGUGGGGGUACGCGGUGAUGGGAGAGGCUGACUAUCCCCCCUUGCAACAACCGGCGCCACCUACUGCCGCCACCACUGCCGCCACGAUUCAGCGCGGGCCACAGCAGGUCAAUAACUUGACUGGCCUGGUCAAGAGAAAGAGAUCGGAGUCCAAUGCUCCUACGGUGUCGACUGAACCCAAAGUCCUGGCGGCUGGACUGGUUAGGAAGAAGCCCAAGGCUGAUGACAAGUCGACUUGA
Messenger RNA from Geosmithia morbida, 1635 nucleotides. Its product is annotated as regulator of Ty1 transposition protein 109. Gene Ontology annotation, cellular component: nucleus. The transcript has a single exon. Gene Ontology annotation, molecular function: histone H3K56 acetyltransferase activity. Gene Ontology annotation, biological process: DNA damage response. Lineage: Eukaryota; Fungi; Ascomycota; Sordariomycetes; Hypocreales; Bionectriaceae. The record is from RefSeq and is a predicted model, not a curated record. The coding region runs from base 1 to 1635 and encodes 544 amino acids.